CAUUUCAAAGCAUUUUAUUCAAAUAAUGUGAAAAUUUAUACAAGGUACCAGACACCCCCUAAAGUGUUCUUAUUUUGCAGUAAACGAGAUCACCAAAACCCCGCAAAGCCCUAGUUGGUAGGGCCUAUUUCACCUUCUUCCAUAACGAAAAUCGCUUGUUUUUCCUCGUGGGGUUGUAGCAUUUUAGCCUCUGAUGGCUUCUAUUCUUCGUAAAUCUCUGAAAAACCCAUUUCUAUCAGCCGCAAGAAUCACCACAAUCCUCAGCACUAAACCUACACCUACAUCACCUUUGUUCCAACACCCUUCUUCCAGUAGGCUUGGUCAAAUCCCAUUUUUUCUUCAAGAAAGAACAUCUGAUUCAAAUCUGAGUGUUGGGUUUUUUCCAAGUUUUUCUUUUGGUCAUUUCUUGAAUCCAGUUUGUCCAAAUGGGCUGAUUAAAGCUGAGGAAAAUAAGGAAGAUAACGUUGUUGUUGAUGAUGAGGCACAUAAGAUUUGGGCGGAUAGUGUGAAGAAGAAGAGGAAGAGGAAGAUGAACAAACACAAGCUGAAGAAGUUAAGGAAGCGGCUAAGGAGGAAGACAUAGUGUAUUUGACACUGUUAUCGAUACUUUGACGGCAGAAGCUGCUUGUGGACACUGCUGUGUUCUCAUUAUCAUUUCCUUAAGAAAUAUUUUUGAUUACUCAUAUUUUGGAGCAAACAAAGAGGAACGACAUAGGUUUUUCAUGUAACUCUGUCUUUUGACCCCAAAAUAAUACUGGAAGUGGCAUCACUCUUGUUCAGUACGCACAUGGGCAUGAGUUUGUCUUUCCUUUCUUUUGUCGCACUAUUUGUACCCCUUUUCUUCCCUUUGGUAUAGAGUGUGGGUUCUUAGAUGAUCAUCUCAAAUGUAUUUUAUUACCACAGGGAAUAAAGAUUUACUAGCAAUGCA
This is a messenger RNA of Capsicum annuum, 928 nucleotides long. RefSeq lists its product as uncharacterized. Lineage: Eukaryota; Viridiplantae; Streptophyta; Magnoliopsida; Solanales; Solanaceae. The record is from RefSeq and is a predicted model, not a curated record. Gene Ontology annotation, biological process: mRNA processing. The transcript is spliced from 2 exons. The coding region runs from base 194 to 583 and encodes 129 amino acids.